Messenger RNA from Eremomyces bilateralis CBS 781.70, 2228 nucleotides. RefSeq lists its product as uncharacterized. Bases 181 to 2097 code for a protein of 638 amino acids. NCBI's taxonomy places the organism in Eukaryota, Fungi, Ascomycota, Dothideomycetes, Eremomycetales, Eremomycetaceae. The record is from RefSeq and is a predicted model, not a curated record. The transcript has a single exon.
UGACAGAUGCGAUCGGCCAUGCUGCGUGUUUGUUGGCCUUGAUCCUGCGCUUGCCCGAUCUCAAAUUGAUUGGAUUGGAUAGCGACUGGCUUUGGGUUCCCUUACAUACACCUUUAACCUUCAUCCCUUUCGUGAUUGAGGAGACCUUCGUUUAUUUGUGGACCCUAAUCCCCUUCCAAUAUGGCGCCUAUCCGACAGAGCGCGUCCGCGACAUUGCCACGAAACUUCACCUUCCAUUACACCGAUGGCGACCAUCCACGGACGCCAGAGCCUGUCGACGGCCAGUUGAUUCAGGAACCACCUCGACCGCCUAGGCAAACAUUUCGCAUCCGCCGGAGACGACAGGACGACAAACCCACCGUUUCGGUCAACGUCGAAUCGCAACUUUUGCAGGAGAUGCCCAUCCCCACGAUUGAAACCUCGGAGGCCCCGACCAGCGAUUACUUUCCUUCCUACACGGAGUCUCUGAAUCCUUUUUCCGACCGCUUGCUCUCACCCAUGCCGAUCGACACGCGCGACAAAACUCCUCCACGGACGCCGCUUGGACAGACCGCGACAUACCACCCUGUACAUGGCGCUGGCGUGGAUUGGUCGUCCCCAGAUUGGAAGAGUCGGGGCGAGAGCAUUAGUCGCCCUUCGACCGCCUGUUCCAACUUCUCCGAUUCGUCCCUCUCAUCGAGCAUCAGCAUGGAGUCCUUCCCAUCGUUUGGAGGGAGCUGCACGAGUCCUGACAGCGAGAUCGGUGACUACGUAAAUUAUCGUAAACCCCUCUACACCCACCCUAUCUCUUCUCCUUUGCAAAAUCUCGGAGCGCGACCUGCAAAACGUUUGAUGAUGCGGAAGAAGACACGGUUCACCGCGGAGAUGGACAACCACCUUUGGUUCACGUACAUGGUGUACCUCCAAGACCCGACGGUCACCCCGUUCAAGAUGCUUCCUGGUACUGCACCACCUCUUGGGGUCUGCCAUCGUGUGGUUCGUGAAGCGAAGAAGUCCUGGAAGGAGGGCAAGGUAUUGAGUGGACCCCGAAACAUCCCUCGCCCCGACCCGUCUUCCAGACUGCUGGCGGAUUCUCCGGACACGAUCAAACCGGCGACGAAUGGCAGCUGGAGCCCCACGGUUAUUGCUACGCCCAAGCUGCAUGCCAAAUGGCCUCGAUCGGAUGCGGCAACUCGACGACGAUUUCGCGAGUUGUGCAAGCGAAAACCUACGCUUUCCGCUCAUUAUCAACGGAUGUUGAUGCGCAGCCCUUCUCCAUUUACCUCGUCCUCUCCUCAAGUUGGCUCCCGAUCUCGGCGAUCUCGACGUAACACACCUUUCGAAGGCCCGUCUAGUGUUAAGGCAUUCUCCACGAGAGAUAUGAACGUCUCCCUUGCGACCAGCACAUCGAAGACGAUGCAGCUUGGAAAUCCGCUUGCGCAGCUCGCGGAGUCGGAUCCACCUCGGUCUUCCGACGGGACUGAACGAGCCACCCCCCGACCACUCACCCAUCAAAAGAGCCAGUCCCUUAACAUCGGUCUUGGAUCGGAGAAGCGCGUGUUGGACUCACCAUUCAACCCGCGCCGCAUCGAGAAAAAGAGUGCCACACUCGGCCCCGCAACGCUCAACUCGCCCGUCCAAUUCCAGUCCUCUUCCCUCUCCCGCUCCUUCAAGCGCCACGCACAGCAGAUGUUCGACGACGAUUUUCCCGCCCCCAGCCAUCCCCGCGGCUUAUUGCAGGACGUGUUCGACGGCAUCCCCGAGCCGCACCAUCGCCGCGUGCGCAGCCGCGGCUUCAGUCUCGGCGACAUGACAGAAGGCCCGCGGAACAUCGCCUCGCUGUUCACCCCACCGAGCACGUGCGAGCAGCCCCCAAUCUUCCAUCUUCCCGUCGACGAACCGGCGGUCCCCGUCGACGAGGGUAUGGCCGACCCCGCGGGGAUCCGCUCAGCCCGGUUGGGUUCGCCAUUCAUGGAGCGGCAGCGUAGUCGGCAGAUCCAGACGUUUCCGCGCAACUUCUUCAGCCAGAGCCACCCGUCCGAUGCGCCUGGCCCGGGCCCUGGCGCACUUCUCGAUGUCUUCAAACCGAACGCGAACGCGAACCCUUUCUUGGGAUGACCGAGCUUUGCCGCCCAGCCUCAUUGCAUUCUAGGCGUUCAGGAGAUGGCUUUCUUGCAUGAUCUUCGUCGGAUACUCCGGCAUUUCUUCACUUCUUCGGUACCUGCAUUCGUGCAUCCCUGUGCUUUUCG